Messenger RNA from Hordeum vulgare subsp. vulgare (domesticated barley), 1605 nucleotides. RefSeq names its product cysteine synthase-like. The transcript is spliced from 7 exons. Bases 332 to 1459 code for a protein of 375 amino acids. NCBI's taxonomy places the organism in Eukaryota, Viridiplantae, Streptophyta, Magnoliopsida, Poales, Poaceae. Gene Ontology annotation, molecular function: cysteine synthase activity. Gene Ontology annotation, cellular component: cytoplasm. The record is from RefSeq and is a predicted model, not a curated record.
GUUGCAAUCGCAAAGCUCGAAACUGUGGACGGAAAAACCCUCGUUCUCCGGCGAACAGUCCAGUGGAUAGGAUUGGGUUUCUACGCAAUUGCAAGGGGGUGCGAAAUGGCGGCAAAAAAAAAGACACGUUCUUGAUCCUUAAAUUAAUAGCCAUUGGGUCGGAGCGGACCGGAGACUCGGCUGCGCAGCUACCAAAGCUCCGAAGAAAGAAGAAAAAUACUCCCUAGCUUGUCCCCUUCUCGAUCCUAGCUUGCUGCCUUGUCAGUCUUUCUCCCGCGAGAAGCCAAGAAGCCGGCAGGGGAGCGCCGGCCGUCGGGCAACAGCUUCACCCAUGGCGACGGGGGAGGGGGCGGACGGGACUGGCAGGAGGGGAGUCCCUUCCCUGCUCGCCGACGGCGGGACUGGCAGGAGGGGAGUCCCUUCCCUGCUCGCCGACGGCGGGACUGGCAGGAGGGGAGUCCCUUCCCUGCUCGCCGACGGCGGGACCGGGCAGGAGGAGCACAUCGCCUCCGACGUCACCCAGCUUAUAGGGUGGACGCCGCUGAUCGAGCUGAAGCGGAUCGCCGGGAAGGACGGGGUGGGUGCCCGCAUCGUCGGCAAGAUCGAGGCCUGUCAGCCCCUCUGCUCCGUCAAGGACCGCAGCGCUCUCAGGAUGAUUGAGGAUGCUGAAGAGAAUGGGCUGAUUUCACCCGGUGUCACGACUCUAGUCGAGGCGACCAGCGGCAAUUUGGGCCUAGGAUUGGUCCUGGUUGCUCUUAGCAAAGGGUACAGGUUCGUUGCGGUGAUGCCGGGCCAAUACUCGCUUGAUAAGCAGAUCUUGUUGAGAUACAUGGGCGCUGAGUUGUUCAUAACCGAUCCAGCGCUUGGGUUUCCGGGAUUAGUUGACAAGGUCGAACAGCUCAAGAAAGAAUUACCGAACGUACAUGUUCUUGAUCAGUUCUCGAAUCCAGCAAAUCCUGAUGCACACAUCAGAUGGACUGGACCUGAGAUUUGGAAGGAUACUGCUGGCAAGGUGGACAUAUUUGUUGCCGGUUCAGGCUCAGGAGGCACUGUAUGUGGUGUCGGAAAGUAUCUGAAGAUGCAAAAUCCAAAUGUGAAGAUCAUUUGUGUGGAACCUGCAGAAAGUCCAGUUAUUUCAGGUGGAGAGCCAGGAAAACAUAAAAUCCAGGGAAUAGGACCAGGAUUCUUACCUAGGAUCUUGGACACCUCGAUCUUUGACGAAACGGUCACCGUGACCACUCAGGACGCAAUGACGAAUGCCAGGAGGUUGGCAAUGGAAGAAGGCCUUCUUGUGGGCAUAUCUUCUGGGGCAAACCUGGCAGCUUGCUUGAAGGUUGCGGCGAGAGAAGAGAACAAGGGGAAGAUGAUUGUGACCAUUUUCCCGAGUGGGGGCGAGAGAUACAUGAACUCUGACCUCUUUGCAGCUGUAAGAGAGGAGUGUAUUGCCAUGACCUUUUAAUCUCACGUCUUAUAAACUCGGAACAGUUGUAUGUGAAGGGUAUAUGUAGUCGGUUACCUUAAUGUGUUGCAGUGGACAGCAUUCCUACGGAGUUUAUCUACAAGGGAUCAUGCAUUGUUAUUAAUCAUUGAAUGAGUGCCCAUGAA